AUGGAACCGUUCACACCGAACCCGCGGCCGGGUCAGCGCCCGACACGGCUGAUCAGGCACCACGCGUGCGUGACGGCGCAGCGACGUCACGGCCCUGAAGGUCGCACCGCCCUUCGCGGCCGCGCCAUGCGCUACGUGCGCCUCCGCCCGCUCGCCGCUUGGCGCAUGCGCACCAUCCCCCCCCCCCCCCUUACCGCGCAGGGAGGGGCGGGGCGGCGCCGGCAGCAUGCCGGCUACGAGUUCGACAUCUGCUUCACCUCGGUACAGAAACGGGCGAUCCGUACCCUCUGGACCAUCCUGGAUGCCAUCGAUCAGAUGUGGUUACCCGUUAUCCGAACCUGGCGCCUAAACGAGAGGCACUAUGGGGGUCUCACCGGUUUGAACAAGGCUGAGACGGCGGCAAAGCACGGCGAGGCGCAGGUGAAGAUCUGGAGGCGUUCGUACGACAUCCCUCCACCUCCCAUGCAGUCCGAUCACCCCUUCUACAGCACCAUCAGCAAGGACCGUCGCUACGCUGACCUGACAGAGGACCAGCUGCCGACGUGCGAGAGCCUGAAGGACACCAUCGCCCGGGCUCUGCCUUUCUGGAAUGAGGAAAUUGUCCCGCAGAUCAAAGAGGGAAAGCGAGUCCUUAUUGCUGCCCACGUUCCUGGGCGAUGAGGAGACGGUGCGCAAGGCCAUGGAGGCCGUCGCUGCUCAGGGCAAGGUCAAGAACCAUCCCGGGAGCAGCGGGGCGAGCGCAGCGCGGGCAGCGACCAAGAUGGGUACCCCAUCCCCUCGUGGCCGAAGCCCGUCCUAGUCCUGCCCUCGUGCCCCAUCCCACGUCCGCGUACCCAGCCCUGUCGCUGCAGCCUCCCCCUCUGCCGGCGCCGCGAGCCUGGCCUUGCACGGGGUCAGCGUAACUGUCCGACAAUAGCAGCUGUCUCGUUCCGGUUCAAUAAAGAGUAA
Nipponia nippon (crested ibis) is the source of this 948-nucleotide messenger RNA. NCBI's taxonomy places the organism in Eukaryota, Metazoa, Chordata, Aves, Pelecaniformes, Threskiornithidae. The record is from RefSeq and is a predicted model, not a curated record.